UAGAAUGUUUACAUGUUAGUGUCCUCUGGACGUCCUUACGAUAAAUGAGUUAGUCACGUCUUCGGAGCAUUACAGCCGUCCAUCAGUUCCCAUCAUAGACCGAAAGAUCUCAGGAUUGCAAUGAACAAGAAAUUACGGAAGGGAGGCAGUAAAAAUAAAUUCACCAAGAAAGACUUUUUGGAAGUAGACCUCAAUGACCUGGACCAAAAUGUUCAGCAGAUACAAUCGGAAAUCGCUUUUCUGACAGAGACCAUCAGAAGCAAAAACAAUGAUCUUACCUAUACCUUGAAAACCAAGGAACAUCACCUGAAACAGAUUAUGCAGAGGUCUGAGGAACUGGAACCCGAAAAACCAUGCGCAAGAACAUACCCAAAGCCUCCCCCACCUCAGCCCCUCACCCUUUGUAUGGAGAGUCCGGUUAGUACAUGGAAAUUGUGUCCGGAAAAUGAUUUCAGACACUGCAAUAUUUUGAAAGCCAUAGAACAAAUUGUGCCAAAAGCCUUUGAGAAGAGACAAGUGAGCAAGAUUCAGUUUGAGAACACGAACGUCAUCUGUGGAACAGCGGGGCGCAAAAACAGGUGGUUGAUCACUGCUUCCGAUUUCCAGGUCCGUGACUUAUUACUACAAUCGGGGCUCGAUAUUGACGGUGGGCGAUUUCCUCUACUCCGCCAUGAUAAUAUUAUUGUCAAGGAUUACAAGGUGCACUUGAGAAGAGCCCUGUCCAAGAAGAAGAUCCUAGCUAAACUUGUAGAUUCCACUGAGUUGAGCAGCACCCCAUAACCAGCGUGGGGCACCAUGUAUUGUGAGAAGAUGCAAUGAUAUCACAUGUAUGGACACACCGAUCUGUCAAACAAUAAAACCCAUAAAAAUAGGGAUC
This is a messenger RNA of Hyla sarda, 877 nucleotides long. RefSeq names its product chromosome 10 C19orf81 homolog (gene C10H19orf81). The record is from RefSeq and is a predicted model, not a curated record. Bases 121 to 780 code for a protein of 219 amino acids. The transcript is spliced from 6 exons. Lineage: Eukaryota; Metazoa; Chordata; Amphibia; Anura; Hylidae.